AUGUUAACCUCAAUUAUCAAAAUUUCCUCAAGAAGGACUUUUGCAAAAGAGCCUCUCGCUCGAUCUCUAUGGCAUGUGAGGCAACCAUUGAAUGGGAUGCAGCAAGUAUAUUUCAGCACUAGAACAUGCGGAGGUUAUAAAACUUCAAAUAACGACUUAGGGCCCCUCUAUUUUAGUUCCUCUCGAAGAAAUUUUUGCACAAAACCUACUAAAGAAGAGACCAAAGUUGAAUCGAAACCUGAAGAAGAGAAAUUCCUUCAGUUUGAUGACGAGUUAAAGAAGAAAGUUCAGAAUAUUUAAAAUCCCCAAAGCGAUCGUUGAAGAGAUAGAUGAAGACCUUGAGCUUGAGAAAACGGAGAGAGGUCAAAUUGUUAGAGAGAGGAGGAUCUUCUUGAAAGAAUAUGAUCACCAUAUGCACGAACAAAAAUGGGGUGCUUUUUACGGCAUUUCAGGCAUUUGUCUCUUUCUUCUCGGAACCUGGAGUCUUAUAGUCCCUUUAUAUAAGCUGAUAUGUGAAAGAUGGGGCUAUAGUGUAAAGACUCAGCAUACAGAUUACCAAGAGAUGCAAGAUAAAAAUGAUGUUUUUAGGAAGUAUAGAGUUCACUUUGAGGGUGUUAUUGAGGAUGAUCUCCCUUGGAACUUUGAGCCAGAGAUCAAAGUUGUUCAAGUUGGUGCAGGAGAGACUGCCCUCGCUUUUUAUAAAGCAUAUAACAAAUCAGAUAAGCCAAUUGUUGGUUUGUCAAUUUAUCAGGUUGAUCCGAGCGAAGCUUCGCUAUACUUUAACAAAGUCCAAUGCUUCUGCUUUGAGAAUCAACUUCUCCACCCGCAAGAAUAUGUAGAUUUGCCUGUGUUUUUCUACCUAGAUCCACUUAUCAACAGAGACCCGAACAUGAAGGAAGUAGUAGACUUGACCGUGAGCUAUCACUUCUUCCCGGCUGCAGACCAAACAGUUGCUGAGGUUGUUCAAAGAGAACUUGAGAAGCAUGAGAAAGACCAAGAAGAACUCAAGGUUAGAAGAAAGAAGUAUGGCGUUACUAAAGAAGAGAGGGAAGGCAAAUCAGAUGAUGCUUUCAGUGCUCUCCCUGGGCUGUCACCGAGGAGAAGAAGUGAAAGAGCCCUCAGACAGAUUAGAGCUAUUCAAAAAGAGCUUGGGGAAAAUCAAGAAAAUGAAGAUAAUCUUGAGGUUGUGGCUGUUGAGGAUGAUUCAGAGAUUGAUGGGGAGAUAUCAAUUCUUGAUCAGAAUAUCUUCAUGAACUCUGAAGAAGUAACACCAUCUGUUCAACCCUCAAGUUAGAUUAUAUCUAAUUUCAAUUUGCUAUCAUAUCA
This is a messenger RNA of Moneuplotes crassus, 1326 nucleotides long. Lineage: Eukaryota; Ciliophora; Spirotrichea; Euplotida; Euplotidae. The record is from the annotation of a GenBank genome assembly.